ACCUCAUGGGGCACCCUCGCCAGGCUCCGUGGCGACAUCGGACGGUGCUGUGACACCACUGGGGCCUCUUGGGCCGCAGCCGUCUUGGCUCAGGACUGUCUGGCUCCAGCUGGGCCUUCGCUACCUGAAGCACACCCGCGCACUCAGCGUGCAUCGCACACCUUCCCUUCGGAUCACCUGUCCCGCAGAUGGCCCGCCUCUUCUUCGUUGCCAGUCUCGUCGGGGCGCUCGGGGCCGCUGGCCUGCGCGCGCCGCCCGCCGACUGCAGCAUGAUGCAGGUUGGAGCAGCGGUGGGCAAGGGCAACGCCUCGCAGCAGGCAGCGGCUGCAGCGCCGGCUGCAACGCCCACUUGUGAGCAGAGUCUUCCCGACAGCUCGCCAACUAAGGAAUGGGCGUUCAAGACGACCAGCCCUCUCCAAAAUCUUGACGGCAGCACGAAGCACACGAAGGUGGUCAUGGCGGUGAGGUCGAGCAUCCUUGCCGAUUCGGAAGGCGUGUUGUUCGAAGUCGGUGGCGGUGUUGGAGGAGGCUUUAUGGGCAUCGUGAAGAGAGGCUCUGAUUAUUAUUUCAAGAUCCAGGUCGGCGGCGGCCAUGCAACGGAUGUGAGUGCGUGGUCUGCAGCAGUAAUAUUGCGAAAGUUGCCUGAUGCUAAGAUUCCGACGGACGGCGACAUGCACCAAAUUGUUUGGUCCAUUGAUCCAGCUGCCGCGUCGCUCAAAGUUUGCAUCGACGGGCAAGAAUUGUCCGCGACGGCCCCCUUUGGGCAAUUAAUGCCUGCAUAUGGGCCCGACCUGUGGUCUGGAAGUGACGCGGGUGGGUUCGGUGUUUCCACAUGAGGUAUUACUGGCCAAGCAUUGGCGACGCAGGUUGAGUGGCAAGGCCAAGUGGAAGGCAACCUGCAAGUCUGGGAAAAUGGUCACUACACGUGUGUUUGCGACCAGGCAGCCCCGUCCCCGACGCCAGCUCCAACGGCAGCUCCAACGCCAGCUCCGACGCCAGCUCCGACGACGGCUCCGACGGCGGCUCCGACGUCGGCCCCAGCGGGCGGAGCAGGCGCCGGGGCUUCGGCCGUUGGAGAUCCCCACUUGCGAAACAUCCAUGGCGAGCGUUUCGACCUGAUGACGGCGGGCAAGCACGUUCUGAUCGAUAUCCCUCGUGGAGUGAGUGCUGGAAACGCCUUGCUGCGUGUGCAGGCCGAUGCGCGCCGGUUGGGUGGACAAUGCGCGGACAUGUACUUCCAGCAGAUCAACGUUUCUGGUUCUUGGGCAGAGGCCAAGCAAGCUGGAGGGCUUCAUUACAGUGUAUCGCAACAUGACGUUCAGACUCCAGAGCGGGCUGCUUUCGGCAAGGUCGAGCUGAAAGUCGUUCAGGGGCGCACGGACAGCGGCCUCCUUUAUUUGAACUUGUACGUGAAGCAUUUGGGGCGAGCGGGAUUCGCAGUUGGAGGGCUACUCGGGGACGACGAUCAUGAGGACGUGAGCGCCGCGCCAGAUUCAUGCGCGCAGCGCUUGGCCCUCGUCGCGGGAACGCGCGGCGGCGGAGGCCCAGAGAUGGUUUCGGUUGCAGUAGCAAGCCUCGUUUGACCUUGACGGCGUGGUCGCUGCUAUAAGUUAUAAAUUCGAGCGCUGGUCCCAGCAGCCGCCGCUGUCUAUCGCCGGUUAGGCCCUCCCUGCGGGGCCAGCUUUUGGUCGCAUCGUUUCCCCCCCCUCGCCGUCCUCUCUUUGGGGCCGCGGGCGUUCCAACCCGCUCGCGUGAGCCGGCCAAGGCAGGCUCGAGCCCUCGCUUCUGUGCGCUAGAAUCUGGGAAAAAGACUUACUGGGGCCUCUUGGAGGCCUUUAAGAGGCCAUGCGUGAACUAAUGUAGACCCUCUUGCGCGAUCUUGUAG
Messenger RNA from Prorocentrum cordatum, 1885 nucleotides. NCBI's taxonomy places the organism in Eukaryota, Dinophyceae, Prorocentrales, Prorocentraceae. The record is from the annotation of a GenBank genome assembly.